UGUGCCUACCAGCGACCGUCAUUUCUCAAAACAUGGCGGCCUUUAAACAAGAUGUUGUGAAGAAAUUAGAAUACACUAUACAUAAAUGUUCUAGCUUUUCGUCCACAUAUGUACCUGAGAACAUCCAGGAAGACAAGUCAAAUGAUCAGUCAUCUCGAUGGUCUUCUGAUACAAAUAAUCCGCCACAGUACCUAACAUUAAAACUACAGAAGCAUUCCAUAGUUGAGUCCAUCACGUUUGGAAAAUAUGAGAAAACACAUGUAUGUAAUCUUAGGAAGUUCAAAGUAUUUGGUGGGCUUCAAGAUGGCAAUAUGAUUGAAUUAUUGGAAAGUGGUCUGAAGAAUGAUAGCAUAGCAGAGACGUUCCAGUUGCGUCACACCAUUGUAGACCAUCCAUUUCCUUGCCGUUACAUUAAGAUCAUGCCUCUGCAAUCAUGGGGUCCCAGCUUUAAUUUUAGCAUAUGGUUUGUAGAACUGAUAGGUGUGGACAACUGGGAUAUAGUGAAGCCAUGUAUGGACUGGUUCAGUGCUUAUCGAGAACAAGAAGUAGUCAGAUUAUGUCUGAAACAUUUUCGACAACACAAAUAUCAAGAGGCAUUUGAGUCACUGCAGAGACGUACACAAGUGCAGUUGGAAGACCCAGUGUUGAGCAGGUUGCAUGACAUACUUGUCACCCAAGGAGAUUAUGUGGGCACAGAACACUUCAUGGAGCACUCUGUCACUAUUGGUCUCUUCAGUCAGUAUAUUGGACAGCAAGAAUACCGACCAGUAUGGCGUCCUAUUCAGCCAUCUGACUCGGAAAUACAACCAGGAAUGAGAGGAGGUCACCAGAUGUGUAUGGAUCCAUACACUGAAAUGAUAUAUUUGUUUGGUGGCUGGGAUGGGAACCAGGACUUGAGUGACCUUUGGGCGUAUCAUGUACCAACACGCAAGUGGACUCUCAUCACCAAGGAUACAGAAGCAGAGGGAGGUCCUAGUGCCCGGUCAUGUCACAAGGUUUGCUUAGAUCCAGAGAGGAGACAGAUCUUCACUCUUGGGAGGUACCUCGAUACCCAAUACAGGUCACCAGAAAAUCUCAAGAGUGAUUUUUAUGUAUAUGACAUUGAGAGCAACAGAUGGACGUUGAUAACAGAGGAUACAGGAAUGAUGGGUGGACCACAACUCAUCUUCGAUCACCAGAUGUCCAUGGAUGUGGCAAAAAGAACAGUCUAUGUGUUUGGAGGACGUGUUCUCACACCUCCUGCUGGAAUGGCUGAUGACAGGCCUGGAUGCGUAGGCCUUGUUGGAACAUCAGAACCAACCUUCUCCGGACUGUUUUCCUAUCAUGUUCCCACAAACACAUGGACAAAACUGUGUGAUGAUUCAAGCAGACCAGGCAGCCCUGGAGUCCCAACCAUUAGAUCUCGUGUAGGACACUCAAUGCUCUUCCAUCCUGGAUGCCGUAAACUUUUUAUCUUUGCUGGCCAGAGGAGCAAAGAAUACCUGAAUGAUUUCUUCACAUUUCAUGUGGACACACAUGAAGUGAGGCAAAUAUCAGAAGGAGCAAAGAAAGAAGCAUGCAACAUUCCAGCAGCAGGAUUCACUCAAAGGGCAACGAUUGAUCCUGACCUCAAUGAGAUAUAUGUGUUGUCUGGUCUGAGCAAGGACAAGGAGAAGAGGGAUGACAAUGUGCAAAACUCAUUUUGGGUUUAUUAUAUUGCACAAAACAAAUGGUCGUGUAUAUAUAGAAAUGAAAAUACUGGUGAGCAGUACUGGAACAAAAUGCAGCAUUUAGAGCCAUGUCCAAGAUUUGCACAUCAAUUAGUAUAUGAUCAUAUUAAUAAGGUACACUAUCUCUUUGGUGGUAAUCCAGGAAGAGCGUGUUUACCUAAGCUUCGUCUUGAUGACUUCUGGCAGCUUCAGUUGUGUCGACCAACACAUGCUCAGCUCUUACAAAGAUGCAAACUCCUGAUAAGAAAACACAGGUUUGAAGAAUUAGCUGCAAAGAACCAGAUGACUGCAUUACAUUAUCUGCAGACAACACUCUCAGAAAUAAUAGAUCACAAUGAUCCUGAACAGACAAAAGAAUUUCAGUUGCUGACCUCAGUAUUAUUUCGAGAGCAAGAUGAGAGAGGCAUGACUGUAGCAGAUGGGAGUGAGGAUGAGGAACUGGACUGUCACCAUCAGCGUUCACAGCUAUUUGAUCAGCUUGUAUCCUUCUUCCCUGAUACCAUGACACAACCGACUGGAAACCUUAUAGACCUGAUUCCUCUGUAACCACAUGAAAACUAUUUCCUAGAUUUUCUGCUAAUCCUGUGAUGUACAUUUAUGUUAUCCUUUUAAUGUAAAUUCUUAUUCUUUUCUCUGUGACCUUGACAAUCAGUAACAUUUAUUCACUUUCACCCGGAAUAACUUGUUAAUUUACAUUUGCGAUUCUGUGUAUGAUCAUGUCGUUUCUUGGGAUGUAAAGUUUUAUUGAAGAAAUUCUUGAAAUACUGUAACUAUACUGUAGAUAAUUGUACAGAACUGACUUCUCGUAUUUCCUGUAAUUUUUUUUAAUGCCUACAGUCAAUGUGAUUUGUUAACCCACUUCUGUGUUUGUGAUAAAUAAGAAUGUUUGGUUCCUCCA
Messenger RNA from Cryptotermes secundus, 2607 nucleotides. RefSeq names its product muskelin (gene muskelin). The record is from RefSeq and is a predicted model, not a curated record. Lineage: Eukaryota; Metazoa; Arthropoda; Insecta; Blattodea; Kalotermitidae. Gene Ontology annotation, molecular function: protein binding. Gene Ontology annotation, cellular component: cytoplasm. The transcript is spliced from 15 exons. The coding region runs from base 33 to 2255 and encodes 740 amino acids.